AUGGGGAUAGGAAAGAGCACGGUAGCUAAUGUGAGCUUCAAUCAUUCAAAUUCAUUUUAUUAUGCUGGUGAAAAAGUAACUGGAGUUAUUUCAUUUAAUAAUAUUUUUAAAAAGUUAACAUUACAUAAAGUUUCACUUGAAUUUACUGGAGAAUUCGGCUAUAUAGAACAACAAUUACAGCAUUGUAAUGAUGGUAUUGGUCAUAUACACACAGAAAAUCGUACAAUUCAGCAUCGAAUACCAUUCAUACAUAUUCCUCUUCCAUUUACUGAUUCGAAAAAUAAUGAGAAUAAAAUAACUCUGGACCGCGGUCAUUACUCUUGGCCAUUUGAGUUUACUCUUCCUGAAUAUUUACCACCAUCAUCAGGCUCAUCAAAAAGUUCACAUCCUUAUAUAAAAUAUUCCAUAUGUCUUGCUGUUAAUCAAUCAUGGUAUAAAUUAAGUAAAAAACAAAAUUAUCCGUUAACAAUAUAUCCACGUGUUGAUAUUGCGAAUGUAAAUGAAGAUGGACAAUCUAUUGUUGUGUCUCAUCGAAAUCGAAAACAUUUACAAUUUAAAGCUUGUUUAAGUCAUGAAAGUGUUUUACCUGGUGGCAAAUUUUCUCUUGAUAUUGAUCUUGAGAAUCUUAAACGAUUAAAAAUAAGUGGAAUUGAAGCAAUAUUAAUUCAACAUCGAGAAAUCGCUCAAAAUAAUCAUUCUGAAGUUAUUUUUCAAAAGGAUUUACCAAUUCCAGCAGAUUUUAAUAAAACAGAAUUUCACGAAACUUUUGAUAUGCAUAUACCUUCUGGUCUUCUACCGCCUACAUAUCAGUAUAUGGCAUCAUGUGAUAAUUUAUCGAUUUAUACUAAUAUUCAAUAUGAACUAAAAUUAGAUGUUAAACUUCAUGGUUACCUUAAUGAAAUGAAUUUAAGCAUUCCAAUUAUUAUCGGAACAGAAUCGUCAUUGGAACAAUUUCAACCGAAAGAAGAUAGUUACUACGAAAUGUCAACAAAUAAUACAACAGUUCUGAGAGAAAGGAAUGCGCCGGAUAUUUAUGAACCGUCAACUGAAAAUCUGACAACGCUGUAA
This is a messenger RNA of Rotaria sp. Silwood2, 1068 nucleotides long. Lineage: Eukaryota; Metazoa; Rotifera; Eurotatoria; Philodinida; Philodinidae. The record is from the annotation of a GenBank genome assembly.